Molecule: messenger RNA, 17922 nt
Organism: Pongo pygmaeus (Bornean orangutan)
Lineage: Eukaryota; Metazoa; Chordata; Mammalia; Primates; Hominidae
Product: golgin subfamily A member 6-like protein 26
Exons: 19
Coding region: 15547-17445 (632 amino acids)
Source: RefSeq, a predicted model, not a curated record
UGAGCACCAAGCAGGAAGAUAAACGGGAUUGCGGGAAGCCGGAGAGUCCGGAGGAGCCGCGAAGGGCUUCUUUUCCCCUUUGGCUGCGCCCGCGGAGCAGCCCCGUUGCGAUUGGCCGUACGCGGGGGGCGGUAGUCCCGUGUCCGCCCGCCCCUCGGGCCGCGAGAGGCGCCGGGAUCGUGGGCCCGGGCUGAGCCAGCGGCUGCUGUGUGGCUGUGUCCGCAAGCCGGCGGGGCGAGGCGGCCCGGCCCAGCGCGUCAGGCCUGAGAACUGGGAGGAAGCUGGAGAAAAGAUGCCCUCUGAAUCUUUCUGUUUGGCUGCCCAGGCUUGACUUGACUCCAAAUGGUUGCAAACAGAUAUACAGAUGAUAGUGUUGAACAAAGUGGAACAAAGAAAGAAGAUCUGGAUGACAGAAAAAAGAUGAAGAAGAAACUCCUACACCUGUAUAUAGCGCCAAGUGAAUUCUGGACAGCUGGGUAUGGGGCAAGCAACCAGCAACCACUUUUCAAAAAGAAGAAAGAUGAGAGCAAGAUUAAGAGAAGGACGAGGAGGAGAAAGAAGGAAGCAUGUUUAUUUUCUGCAAUCUAUAAAAGCACACAGUUCAUCCAGAAAUUGCAGAAUUGCAGAGGAUUAGAUAGACAUCAUUCUGAAAGUCUUCCUUAUAGGUGUAUUUUAUUCAGUGUUUGGGUCUAGUUAUUAAAAGGGACUUUAUUUCCACCCCACCUUCUUCUAGAGAGUAUUUCAGGAUUCAACUAAGGGGUGGGGCAAAGGGAAGUGAACACAUGCUUUUAUGAGCUUUCUAAAACAUCUGCUAGAUAUACAGUGAUCCAUUUGCACUUAAUGUGAAAUACUGGCCUUAAUUCACAAUUGGGAUGAGGAGAGAGAAGAAAAGCACAAUUGAGGUAGUCACCUAUUAUUUAUCAUGCUAUCAAGCCCUGUAAUUAAAUAAAAUCAUGGAGACUGAAGAUAGAGAAAUAAUACACUUCUAGUAAACAAGUACAGUGUGACACAGAAAGAGGGGACAAACUAUAGUUGUUCUGAGUUAGAACAUGAGUCCAAAAUGUUGAGUUUUGUGUACUAGAUGUAAUAAUUAUUUAAGAAUUGAAAGAAAACUCAUUUAUUUUGUACAAAGCUAGUGGUUUAAUACACACCAGAGUAUCAUGGUGAUUUCUGGGUGAAAUCCUCCUCUUACAGAAAAAUAUCUACCAAAUUAGAUAACCUUUUGCUUUUAGAUGGCUUUGACUGUUACAAAGCUCUGUUUUUAAUUUCUUUGAGACAGGGCCUCACUCUGUCACCCAAGCUGAAGUGCAGUGGCACAAUCAUGGCUCACUACAGCCUCACCCUCCCGGGCUCAAAUGAUUGAGUAGGUAGAAACACAGGCAUGUGGUACUACGCCUGGUUAAUUUUUAAAUUUUUUUUUUUUUUUUUUUUUUUUGUAGCGAUGGAGUCUUACUACCUUGCAAAGGCUGGUCUCAAACUCCUGGACUCAAGUGGUCCCUCUGCCUUGCCCAGCGCAAAGCUCAUUUUUAAUGGUUAACAGAUUGAGAAAGCAAACCCUCUGUCUAUGACUGAAGAAAGAAAGAAGAAGUUACUGAAGUUACAGAAGAAGUUACUGAAAGAAGGUUGACUGAAGAAAUAAUGGGAUAGACCAACACAGAGAUGGCCCAGGAUAGCAACUGAAGGAGCGCUUGGCCAACGAGCUUUCGGGACUGCCCAAGGUGCGCCUGAUCCACGCCAAGAGAGAGGGCCUGGUGCGAGCCCCGCUGCUGGGGGCGUCUGCGGCGAGGGGCGAUGUCCUGACCUUCCUGGACUGUCACUGUGAGUGCCACGAGGGGUGGCUGGAGCCGCUGCUGCAGAGGUGCGUGAGCCGCCCACCACGGGAGGGACAGCACGUUACCUGGUGUAGGUAACAUGAGGAACAGACUCAUCCCGUCGCUUGAGAGUUAACGGGUUGCCUGGGCUCAGCUACUCCUCUGUCACUGGGCAGGAGAGCAGUCCCUGCUUCGUUAGGCUGUUGAGGCCAUGAAAUGAUUUAGUGCAUGGCAAGUGCUUGGGAGUGCCAGCUGGAGGAGGCCCCGUGUCACUGUUUGCUUUUAUUAUUUCUUCUUUUUUAUUUUUGUUUUUUGAGACAGAGUUUCACUCUUGUUGCCCAGGCUGGAGUGCAAUGGUGUGAUCUUGGCUCACCGCAACCUCUGCCUCCCGGAUUCAAGUGAUUCUCCUGCCUCAGCCUCCAGAGUAGCUGGGAUUACACGCAUGCACCACCACACCUGGCUAAUUUUGUGUUUUUAGUAGAGAUGGGGUUUCACCACUUUGGUCAAGCUGGUCUCAAACUCCUGACCUCAGGCAUGAGCCACCAAACCCAGCCUUAUUAUUCCUUCUUAUCCGAGCUUGUUGCAGAAAACCGAGGAAGUAUCAUCAACCAAGAACACUUAAAAAAAUCCUCAAUCAAGUAGAAUGGCACUCCUGGAGAAUACACAUUUCGAUGUAUUUCUUUCAAGCAGGGCUGACUUAUCCCUUACACCCAGGGGGAACAAUGCCUAGGGCCCAUGAAACUGGAAGGAACCCACAUGAAUGUCAUGAAUUUCUUUUAAAAUCAGAAGGGAAAAAUGAAUAUCAUAAUAAUGGGUAUGUAAUAAUGAAUCUAGCAUGGAUUGUAUUUGUCUUUAUACCAGUAUAGUCAUAAAAUAUGUUUUUUAAUCUGUCUGCUUGUUAUAGAGGAAGGGCCCCUGAAAGUCAUAAUGUGGCCCUGUUCUCAAGGCCACUGUCCUUGCUGUUCCACGGCAUCUCACUCUCACCCUCCUACCGUCCCCCCUCAAGAAGCCACCAUCUACUGGGGCCCAAUUUUUGUUCCCUUCUCUCUUUCCUCCCCAUGCUCUGCCUCAUCUCUCUGCCCUUUCUGUUUCUGUGUCAUGGAAGUCAGGAGCUGGGCCGGCCAACCAGGAGCUCCCCAGGUGGGAGAGGAAGGAAGGGAUCUUUGCUUGGCUUCCCCUCUGUGGAGCAGGCAAAGGGCUGGAGGGGCAGGGUCUCUGCAGCUGGGAAACUGCUUCCCCGCAGACACCAACACUGUGGUUGUUAGGGUUGUCUGGAAGAGCUGGGGACCCACUUGCCUUCCUUCCUGGGUGUGACCCAGCUACCUCCUGCCCUGCCACUUCCUACUGUCCUGGCUCCUUGUCAGCUGCAAGUUCUAUAGCUGUCUCUUUCUCCUCCUCAGCUCUGAUGAGCUUUCCUAGCAGCAGAUUCGAGGCACCUCUGGCCUGUGAUGGAGCUGGAGACUAUUUAGAACACAGUUAUGGCCGAGUGCUCCCUCUGGAACCCGGACCAGUGGGCACCCCCUCCUUCGUUCUGCCACUGCACUCAUAGAUGGCCACCUCUACGCAGACAGAGUCUCACUCUGUUACCCAGACUGGAGGGCAGUGGUGUGAUCUUGGCUCACUGCAACCCCCGCCUCCCAAGUUCAAGCGGUUCUCCUGCCUCAGCUUCCUGAGUAGCUGGGACUACCAGUGCGUGCCACCAUGCCCAGCUAAUUUUUGUAUUUUUAGUAGGGACAGGGUUUCACCGUGUUGGCCAGGCUGGUCUUGAACUCCUAACCUCAGUGAUCCAUCCACCUCAGCCUCCCAAAGUGCUGGGAUUACAGGCGUGAGCCACCGCACCUGGUCCAGUCAUACUCUUAGUAAUUUUUUUUAAUCGAUCUAUCUAUCUAUCUAUCUAUCUAUCUCUAUUUAUCUGAGACAGAGUCUCGCUCUGUUGCCCAGGCUAGAGUACAGUAGAGUAAUCUUGGCUCACUGCAGCCUCUGCUGCCCAGGUUCAAGUGAUUCUCCUGGCUCAGCCUCCCGAGUAGCUGGGAUUACAGGCAUGCGCUACCAUGCCAGGCUAAUUUUUGCAUUUUUAGUAGAGAUGGGGUUUCACCAUGUUGGCCAGGCUGGUCUCAAACUCCUGACCUCAAGUGAUUUGCCCGUCUCAGCCUUCCAAAGUGCUGGGAUUACAGGCAUGAACCACCAUGCCCAGCCAGUUAUUUUUAAAUGUACAGUUAAUUUUUUUUUUUUUUUACUAUAGUCACUCUGUAGUGCUAGCAACUAGUACGUCUUAUUCAUUCUUUCUAUUUUUUUUGUACCCAUUAACCAUCCAACCAACUACCCUUCCCAGCCUCUGGUAACCAUCCUUCUGCUCUCUGUCUCCGUGAGUUCAAUUGGUUUAAGUUUUAGCGCCCACAAAUAAGUGAAAACAUGCAAAGUUUGUCUUUCUGUGCCUUGCUUAUUUCACCUAACAAUGACCUCCAGUUCCAUCCAUGUUGUUGCAAAUGACAGCAUCUCAUUCUUUUUACCGGAUGAAUAGUACUCUAUUGUGAGUAUAUGUACCACACAUCAUUUAUCCAGUCAUCUGUUAAUGGACACUUAGGUUGCUUCCCAAUCUUGGUUAUUGUGAAUGGUGCUGCAACGAACAUGACAGAGCAGAUAUAUUUUUGGUAAUUGGAUAUGUACUUAGGAGUAGAAUUGCAGGAUCAUAUGGUAGCUCUAUUUUUAGUUUUUUGAGGAACCUCCAAACUGUUCUCCAUAGAGGUUGUACUAAUUUACAUUCCCACCAACGGUGUAUGAGGGUUCAACCUGGGGAGCUUUUUAAACACACCAAUGCCUGGUCUCAUUUGGAUCUGACUUUUGGGGCUGGGGCCUCGACUUCUGCUCCCCAGGGAACUUUGGUGUGCACCAGCAUUGGGACACAUCAGACUGUGGACUCUCCUUAAGGUGGCCCCAGACAGGAGUGGUAACCCUUUCCAUCCAGGGGCUUUUGGAAAUGUGGGAAGGUAUUCUUGGUUGUCAUGUCAACCAGGUAGGGCUCCUGGCAUUUUGUGUAUCAGGGAGGCCCAGUAUCCUGCAGAUCAGCCCUGUGCAGUGGAGAAUGGUUCUGGCCCAGAUGCCAAUAGCAUCCCUAUGGGUCCUGCACAUUCUCCAGCCAGGACUGGGAGUCCUGUACUCCAAUGCUGGUACAGCAUUCUCCUAGUUUUCCCCUUCUUGUAAAAAUUAGGCUGUCUGUGGUUCCAGCGAGCUUGAUCACAGGCCAUCAGUUCCUGGGGGAGAUGGCCUUUGACAGGGGCCAGGUGGAACUUGCCCAGCAGGUCUGAUGUUGGCCAUUUCAACCUUUUAAAUAAUGCCAUCAAUUUCUUUAAAUAAGCGGAUGUUGGUGGAUACCUAGUAUGCAACUUCCUCAAUUUGGGGAACUCACAGAUCUGAGACUCUGUCUCACGCAACCUGUCCAGAACAGUGCAAUUUCCCUGAGUGGUAUUUCUAAUAUCCCCUCUGACUUUCUGGUGUCAUUCUAAGGACAGUGAAAGCACAAGUCUGGCUGAUCUCUGUUGCAUUGUCCUGUGUUGUGGGACUCUUAGGAUUUUUAGGUCUCAAAUUCCAGACAACAUCCCCCAAAAUGUACUCAAGGAAAUCUGGUGUUCACACAUGGUCUAGUCUCAGUCCAUCUUUCCUAGUGUGGUGUCAAAUGCAAAGAAACAAGGCCUGGAAGAAUGCUGAGGGAUGGCCAGAUUUGUAAUAAUGUUGUGGAGAGAACAGUUGAAACCAACACACAGGCUGAUACCUGCAAAAGGAAAUUAUAGCAUUUUUCACUAUGUGUAAUAUUUCACAAUAACAAAAGUUAAAAGAAAAAAAUAGCAAUAGUUUCAGGUUGUCUGCCAGCCAUCUUAAAAACAUUUUCCCAGGAAAUCCUGACAUUUAACCCUCCUAAUGGAUAUUAUAAUUCCAGUGUUACCACUGAGGCAAUAGGCUCUGAAGUUAGGUGACUUGGCUAAUGUCACACAGCAAAUAAAUAGCAGGAUUAGAAUUUAUAUUCUAAUUCCAAAGCUGACCCUUUGGUCUGGGUGCACCUUUGUUCGUAGGAGAUAAAUAUUUCUUGAUGUUAAGAUGUUUCAUUAUGAUUAAACCUCUCGCACUUCUGAGAGAUUGAAAUCAUAGAGCGUUUGGUCAGAAUGUCCAUGGAUAGAAUCAGAGCAUAUUAAAGUCAUGGGACUUUUUGUUUGAAAGCCCUCCCUGGCCCCCAGAUCUCCCCCAUGGUGGUCACCUGCCAGGGCUCUGACAUGGCUACAGACACCUGGAAUAAGAGAAGCAGGCCUUUCUCAGGUGUUCCUCCCUUUUAUUGGAAGGAAGACAAGAAUUCACCCUUGAAUUUCCCAAUUGUCUUCCUGCUGCCCGUCUGCAUAGAAGAGAUGGAUGGAUGUCUUGGGUGCUUUCAGGAUCCAUGAAGAGGAGUAGGCAGUGGUGUGCCCGGUGAUUGACAUGAUCGACUGGAACACCUUCGAAUACCUGGGGAACUCCGGGGAGCCCCAGAUCGGUGGUUUCGACUGGAGGCUGGUGUUCACGUGGCACACGGUUCCCGAGAGGGAGAGGAUAUGGAUGCGAUUCCCCGUUGAUGUCAUUGGGUCAGGAGCUGACUUCUGGGUGACUUGUUUUUUAAGCAUGCCUCGUUGCAUCUGGCCGACCUGUCAGCGGAGGCCCUCGGGAGGAAUGGUUAGCUGUCAGCUUAACUACCUCCCCUCUUCCCACUUUUUUGUCCAGAGUAUUUGCUUAUUUUUAUUAAACAUGUCUGCUACACAUGUCAAUUUUAUAUCGGUAUAUUUUAUUUAUUUAAUUUUUAAAUUGUGGUAAAAUAUGCAUCACAGAGAAUUUACCAUUGUAACCAUUUUGAAGUAUGUGAUAUUAGGCUGAGCCUGGUGGCUCACGCCUGUAAUCCCAGCACUUUGGGAAGCCAAGGGAGGAGGAUUGCCUGGGCAACAUAGCAAGAACCUAUCUCUACAAAAAAAUAAAAAUCAGCUGAGCGUGGUAGUGUGCAUCUGUAGGCCUAGCUAGCUGGGAGGCUGAGACAGGAGGAUUGCUUGAGUCAAGGAGUUCAAGGCUUUAGUGAGCUAUGAUCACGCAAUUGCACUGCAGCUGGGGCGACAGAGCGAGACCCUGUCUCUAUAAAAAAUAAAUAAAUAAAAUAAAGCAUGCAAUUUUAGCAGCAUCAAGCACAUUCACAGUAUUGUGCAAACAUGAUCUUUACCUAUUUCCAGGGCUUUUUCAUCAUCCCACACGGAAAACAUCCCCACUAAGCAAUAACUUCCCGUUCUCCCCUUCCCGGCCCCUGGGAACCUCUGUUCUUUCAGGCGCCCCAUGUAAGUGGAAUCGUACAAUAUUUGUCCUUUUGUACUUGGUUCUUUCACUUAUCAUCAUGUUUUCAAGUUUCCUAGAGAACAUCAUUCCUUGUGAUGGCUGAGUAAUAUUCCUUUGUACAUAUAUGCUACAUUUUGUUUAUACAUCCUUCUGUUGGUGGACACUUGGGUUGUCCUUUGGUUAUUGUCAAAUAAUGCUGCUAUGAACAUCGGUGUACUUUUAUCUGCUUGAGUCCCUGUUUUCCAUUCUUUCGGGUAUACACCUAGGAGUGGAUUGCAUUCUUGAGGAAACAUCAUUAGGCCCCUUUGACCCGGGAUGUGGGUGGAUCCAUGGCAGGUGGAGGAGCCUGCUCUGGCCAGUGGGUGAGUCAAUGUCUGAGUAGAGUGGGCCCAAGGGAGGCUUAGCAGCUCUCAUUCUGGAGGUGUUGAAGUGAUAGCCUGGCUUCUUCCCCCCUUCCAAGUUCAGAAGCAAGUGGGAGACAGAUGUGGGAGUUGGGCAGAAGGAGGUCAGGACUUCAGCCUCACCACUGGUGUGUUGAACCAGAAGUAGGCUCUUAGUUCUGCAUUCACAUUUGGCAUUUGGGCUUCUGAAUCCUUUCACCAGAGUCCUGACCUUAAGAUGACCCGCUGCUGGCUGGAGUGGAGCACGCAAGGAGAGUGUCCAGAGAUAAGGCUGGAGAGAUGAGUGGGGCCAAGGGAAGGGAUUUGGACUUGACCCUGAGCAGGUAGAAGCCACUGAAGGGAUCCGAGCAGGAAGUGACCUGAGUAUGUGCCACGUGCCAAGUGGUGAGGGUCCUGGAGGGACUGUUGUGGGCAGGGAUACCAUUAGGAGGCUCUGCAGUCCUCCAGGUCAGAAACAAUGGUUCAGGAGAUGGUGGGCACUGUGGAUUCCAGAGAUGGUAAGAUGGAAGAACUGGAAGAAAUUGAGUGGGAAGUGGGGAAGGAAGGAAUUGAGAAUGGCACCCAGGCUUCUAUAGGAGCCCUUAGUGAGAACAUCUUGCUCAAUCCCUCACUGAACAGGUUUGGAAACUGAGACACAGAGUAGGAGGCUCUAAUCCAGGCUACUUAGGCAGCCUGUAAUGAAUUCAUGGGGGGCCAUGAAUUCUGAUUGUCCCCUUACCCCACAUGCUCAGGGCACCUAUCCUACCCAUCCCAUAAUAUCCCUGUGCCUCAGUUAUCUCAUCUGUAUAAUAAGUACCGGCAUAUCCACCCUGCCUAUUUCCUAGAUUUUUAGGAUAAACACACAUGAACGUGCUUUGUAGUCUAGAACCUUCCCUUCCACUGGGAACGUUGCUGUUGUCUUCUCAGUUGGCCCCACGCUUGGAGUCCAGGGCAGGCCCCGAUGCUGCAGAAUGUUAACAUUUUUAGUGGUUCUGCUCUCAAUGUUCUCUUUCCCUGUUUCUUUUUUUUUUCAAGUUGGGGUCUCGCUCUGUCACCCAGGCUGGAGUGCAGUGGCAUGAUCUUGGCUCACUGCAACCUCUGCCUCCUGGAUUCAAGUGAUUCUCCUGCCUCAGCCUCCUGAGUAGCUGGGAUUACAGGAGCGGGCCACCACACCCGGCUAAUUUUUGCAUUUUUUUUAGUAGAGACAGGUUUUCGCCAUAUUGGCCAGGCUGGUCUUGAACUCCUGACCUCAGGAGAUCCACCCGCCUCGGCCUCCCAAAGUGCUGGGAUUACAGGCGUGAGCCACUGCACCCGGCGCCCUUUGCCCAUUUAUUAAUGGGAUUAUUGGUUUGUUUUUGACCACUGAUUUGUUUGAGUUCCUUGUAUUUUAUGGAUAUUAAUCUCCUGCCAAAUGAGUAGUUUACAAAUAUUUUCUCCCAUUCAAAAGGGUGCCUUGUCACUCUGUUGAUUAUUUCAUUUGCUUUGCAGAAGCAUUUGUUUUUAAUAUAGUACUAUUUGCCUAUUUUUGUAGCCUGUGAUUUUGAGGUCUUAGUCAUAAAGCUUUUGCCUAGACUAAUGUCCUGAACAAUUUUCCUUAUGUUUUCUUCUAAUAUUUUUAGUAGUUUUGGGCCUAUAUUCAUCUUGAACUGGUUUUUCUAUAUGGUGAGAGAUAGAGGUCCACUUUCAUUCUUCUUCUGGUUAUCCAGUUUUCCCAGCACCAUUUAUUGAAGAAGGUAUCCUUUCCCCAGUGUUUAUUCUUUACCGCUUUGCCAAAGAUCAGUUGGCUGUAAAUAUAUGGAUUUAUUUCUAGAUUCUCUAUUGUGUUCCAUUGGUGUAUGUGUCUGUUUUUAUACCAAUACCAUGUUUUCUUAUUCCCCGUGGCUUUGUAAUAUAUUUUGAAGUCAGAUAGUGCAAUGCCUCCAGCUUUGCUGUUUUUGCUCAGUAUUCCUUUGGUUAGCCAGGCUCUUUCUUGGUUACAUGCAAAUUUUAGAAUUUUUUUUUUCAUUUCUGUAAAAAAAAAAAAAUUGGUGUUUUGAUAGGGAUUGCGUUGAAUCUGUAGAUUGCUUUUUGCAGUAUGUCCAUUUUAAUGAUAUUAAAUUGAAGAGGACACAAACAAGUAGAAAGGCAUACCAUGCUCCUGGAUCAAAAGAAUUAAUUAUUCUUAGUUUAGACAUGCAGCUACCUUAUGCUAAGGACACAAUGGACUUAACUGCCAUUACAACAAACCGCAAAUCUAGGAUACCAGGGUCUUUAAGACCAAAAUAAUGCUAUUCCUUAUUAUACUCAAAGGAGUGUGAGAGGGAAAACGUGUUGUGUUCUUUAUCUCUCACAGUGACUAUGGGAAGUCAGUGGGAGUUGUUUCAUGUGGAUAAUUCAAGAAAUAAAGGUUCCAGUGGCUAUGUACUUAUAAAUGGGAUUCUGUGAUAACACCUAAUAUUUUAUGUAGUUAAAACCAUUUUUUUCUUGGAGAAUGGAUAUUAAAAGUGGAAGAAGGGGUGACUUUUUACUGUUUGUCUUAUAUUUGUUUACAGUAUGGAUUUGAUGCCAUAAGCUUGUGUUAUUUUUUAUGUUUAUUAAUAUUGGUAUAAUAAUUUAUCAUUUCCAGUAUUUUCAACAAUUCUGAAUAUCUUAUAUAACAUGUUUUUAUAUUGGAUCAUAAGGCUCUUCAAUAACUAUAUGCACUUUUGUUUAUCAAUCAUUAGCACUUAAUUUAAGUACUUGUGUAUACAAAAAUAACAGAAAAAUAAAAUUGAAAAAAGGAAGGAGGGGACAUAGGAAGGGAGGGUUUCUAACCAAAUGGCUUUGGAAAGAAUAAAUCAGUCAGUCCCAAAGUAGUUUCAUAUAAAUAUGUACUUUUCAAACACCAUGCCUAAAGCACAAUGAUUGAGAUUACAUUAAUAAAAUGUUGAUUUAAAAGUCCUAACAGUUAUUUGCAUGAAGAAAAGCAUUCAAGAUGAUAUAUAGUAUUUUAUGAAUUCUGUUGUUGUUUUGUUAAUUUCUACAAUCCUCAAAACUUAUGAUUUCUGAUUCACUGGUUAUAUUUCUUAAUUUACCUUACCAGCAUUACAUAUUACACAUUGCAGAGAUUAGCAGUGUAUUCAUUUAUAAGAAAAUGUUUUCUCGAAUGAGAAAAAUAGUUAUUUUAGCAUAUUCUAGAAAGUUUAGGGAAACAUGUAAAUGUUCAUCUACCUCUUAAUCAUAAGCUGCUAAAAUUUUGGAGAAAAAUCUAUUUUGGGUAAAAAAAAAAAUCACUUGUUAUUACCAUCAUAAUGUAGUUGAUAAUAUUUUAUCCAUAUAGCAUACAUCUUCUACAUUAAAAUUAUAUUAUGCCAACAUAAACUAUACAAAUAAUAUCAUAUAAAACUUAAGUGUAAUAUAUAUGAUAUUGUUACAAAAUUCUUAAAAUCGAGUGUGUUCAUUUUUUAAUGCAGCCAUAAAGAAUGGCCACAAAUAUGGUGUCUUAGCACAACACAAAUUUAUUACCUUAGAGUUCUGUGGAUCAGAAGCCCAACAUAGAUUUAAGGUGUCAGUAGGGUGCAUUUCAUUCUGAAGAUUCUUGGAAAGGAGAAUUUGGUCCCUGCCUCUUCCAGCUUCUAGAGUCCACAUAGUUUCCUUGGCUCUUGGCCCCUUCCUCCAUUUCAAAAAUCUGUCGCUUUGAGCCAAGUCCUUCUCAUACUGCCAUAUCUCUGGUCCUCUCUUCCACCUUUAUGUGCUCUUGUGAUUACGUUGGACUGAAUAUAAUCAUGCUAAGGUCAGCUGAUUAGCAACUUUAAUUUCAUCUACAUAUCCUUAUUUCCUCUUCGCCAUUUAAUGUAACAUAUUAGUAGGUUUCAAGCAUUAGAAUAUGGAAAUCUUUGAGGGGCCAUUACUCUGCCUAUGACACCAAGAUAUAUGGGUGUGCAGUUGAAAAUAUUAACUGCAAAAAGUAAUUAUUUCAUAUUAAAUUGUUGUAUAAGGUCUUUUUCAAAAUGUAGCCUGUCUUAAAAAUGAGACUAUAAGUAAUGCAUUUGAGUAAAUAUGCAAAUUAUAUAUAUUUCAUAAACUGAAUAAAAACUAAAAUGCACAAAAGCACAUUACUAAAAGUUUUCUCUAUCUUCUCUUAUUAUUAUUCUAGCUAUUAUAUUUGAAAUUAAGAAUUUAAUUUGGUUUAUAAAUUUAUAUACUAUAUUAUUGAGUAAGGAAUGUAACCAUGUCAUUUGUAGAUGCAACUUUAAUCAUUAUGUUAUACAAUUAUUUAGUUUUUAAGAAACUUAGAUUAAAAAUACAUAUUAUUUAGUAAGUAUUGUAUCACUUUAAAGAGUUUUUCAUAAAAUGUUAAAAAGAAAAGUAGUCAUAAAACUUCAAUACAGAGUAAUUAAAAAUCAUUUAAUUUACCAAUAAUCUCAGUAUUAGCCCCAAAAUACUAAACUCUCUCUCUCUCUUUCUUUUUUCUCUCUGUCACAGACACACAAACACACUCACAUACACACACAGAAUGUUCAAAUAUGUAAAGAUAUUAAGAAUAGAGAGCCAGAUUUUCUCUUAAUUGAAGAAAGAAUUUACAAAUUUGAAGGGUAAAAACUUGUGUGGUUGGAUCAGAAUUAGAAAUAAGAGAAAUAACAAACACAUAUUUAAUACGCAGACUUUUCAUCACCUCUGUCCCUUUCUUGAUGCACUGAUGCUUCUUCCCCUGCAUCAAGAUCCUCCCUCCCUUGUCCAGAUUUCCCCAUAAUGUGCAGACAAUUGUUUACAAGAAAGCCCUUCUUGAGCUGGUUAGACUUGAACUUCCAGCCCGAGUGUCCCCUAACAGAAUGUUCUCAUCCUGCUCAACUUCUAACACCCCACACCAGGCUGCACACACAUUUCUAGGCCCCUCUUGGACUCCGAUUUCCAUGUUUGAAUGCCAUAUCGUUUCUCACCUACAACACUUUUCUACCCAGCCUGGACUCUGACAACAUGCCCUCCAUUUUGUUUCCCCCUUCUUUGCACAGAGACACUUUCCUAAUCCACCUCAUGUUGGUGUGUCCAUCUCUUGUAGAAACAAGCCUCACCCUGCUUUCGCUCCGAAAUGAUGUCCUGGGUCACCAUCCUACUCAUUACUUUCUCACACUACUCAAAACACACCACUAAUAAUCUGUCCCCACGGCACUCUUGUCAUCUCCCUCCCACUCCUCUGUCACCUCUUCUGUAACACUGUCUUCCCCGUCCUUAACAUAAUGCUGCUGUAUUUGGCCCUACCUAGGAAUAGAGUAGUUGAAGAAGAGAAAGGAAUAAAAGGGAGGGAAAAGAUGAAGUGGUUGUUUAAAAGAAAGAUGAUGAGGAAAAUGAACAGCCCAAUAUAAUCCUGAAAGUCAUCAAUAUUAGUGUUUAUUUCAGGUUAAAUUUUUAAAUGAAGUAUCUUUAUAUCUUUGAUGAAGAAGAUACAUCCAAUGUACAGUAUUCAGCUCAGGGUUUUGUAUGGAAAAGAAAUGUUUACUAAUGAAGAUCUAAAAAACUGUGAGCAGGAAGAUCAAGUGUGAAGAAAAUCAUGUCAUAGAAAUAUCUAAAGGCACAAGAUGUGGCAUAGACAAGUAAAGUGUUUGGAACAUGAAUGUAUGAUGAUCUGAGUAUUAAUAGGAAUGCCAUAUGCAAAACCGCUGUAUUUAUUCUGUGUGGUUUUGAAGGGAUAACUGGGUAAAGCAUAAACAGAAAAACCUAAACUAGCCUUUCUAAAUAUAAAAGCCAUUAAAAAAUAAGAAAGGCUUUUUUAAAAAAUACGGAGGUAUGAGCACACGCUUCCAACAUUUUCCUCACUGGAUAUGCCCUCCAUCAUUACCUAACAAAAAUAUUUGAUUAGCCAAAAAGUAUGUGGACACGUUGGAAAAACUGGAUGUAUGCUGGUGAUUUUAGAAGUGUCUAUCUUCAAAUUCAAAUUAUGUGAGCAUUCUUUUAGAUACUGUACCAAUGGAUCAAGAUGAAUAGAAAUCAGCAAAGAUCAAAUAAAAACUUGAGUUCCUGAGACAGGUCCUCCAUGGCAUGAGAAUUAAAAAUAAGCAACAUGAACAGAACUCUACCAGUAACUUCAGAGAGAGAGAAUGUGAAAUAAGAUGGAAGAGAAAGGGGAAUAAAGAGAAGAAAUGAGAGAAAAACUUUUUGUGAGAUAAAAGUUCCAGAAAUAUGAAGUACAAAGAUUUUUUUGAUCCAGUUGAAAGUGAUGAAGAUAUAGCAAGUGAUCACGAUGAUGAUCUGGUUCAAACAAGAUGAUGAAAUUGCUGAAGAAGCAGCAGAAGAACUAAGCAUUUCUGAAAUGUAUUUUGAACCAUCCUUUACAUUGUGAGCUGGAAUUGCCCAAUCAUGUAUUGGUACUUGUGGUUUUCACAUAUGUUUGUUUUAAGAAGUUAGAUUCUCUCCUAUCAGAUAUUCUCAAGAUAGCCAGAGGAAAGUCUGGAUUUAAAGGGACAUUAGAGAUCAUUUAAUGAAGAAAAAUAUUACUGGCAGUAGCAAUCAAACCUUUCUUACCAGGAACUUUGAUUUGGUUUUGUGCCCAAAAUAUCCUGUUAUUUUUGUGAGAUAGAAGGUUUGUAUUAUAGAUUGAUGAAUAAUUUAUUUUCUAUAUAUUGGACACUUUUUGUUCUGUUUCUUACAUAGCAUGUCACUUAAAUGAUACCUUCUCUUCCUCCAUACCUGAAUGAUUUUGGAAGUUCUGAGCAUUUGGUGGCAUUAGGCAUAUAAAAGAAGAACUUUAUUAAGGGAAAAUAUGUUUCCUUUUGUUUUUCUAAUGGAAAGCAGUAUAUUUCUUUUUGUAAGAGUUUUGGUAGUGCAGGGAUGGAGACGAUGACCUGGAAGAAAGUGAAGACAGUAAACAAGGUAAAGAAAGCUUGAAAAGAGUGACCUUUGCUUCACCGGAUGAUGAGGCAACUGAAGAUGCAGGUGUUUUAAAUGUAAAGAAAAAUUCUGAUGAAGAUAAAUCCUCUUUUCAAAAAAGACAGGAAAAGCAUAUCUCUCCUGACAAAGCUGUCCUGAGAACCUCUUCUUGUAACUGUUUUGACUGCUCUGGAGGAUGCCGCCUACGUCUUUAAGAUGAAUGAUAAAAAUUACAUCUUUAGAAAAAGAGUUGUUAGAAAAAAGCCUUGGCUGCGUGUGGGGGAAGUGACAACACAGAAGAGACCAGAGAAGAGCCUCCUGGAGGAGAGCUGCGCUUUGACCAUGCUGUCCGGAUGGGUGUGGUGCACUCUUCUGCAGAGUGUUCACUUCUCUGCUUUUUCUAUGGUCCCAUUUCAUAGAAAGAUUUGGGGUGAUGUUUCUUUCCCUCAACUUUUUUAUUUUAAAAACUUGCAAACACAGAAAAGUUGAUAAAAUCAUGCAGUGAACAUAUGUAUGCUAUUCAACUGGAUUCACUAGUUAACGUUUUGUCAUAUUUGUUUUCUCUCUUCCACGUAUGGAAGAUUGUAUAUGUGCCCUUCUUCCCCCUGAAUGAUUUCAAAGUAAGUUGGCAGUAUCAGAGCAUUUCACUGUUAAGUACUUUUGCAGAUAUCGUCUAAGAACCAGGACAUUCUCCUAUAUAAUCACAAUGCCAUUAAUCCACCCAAAAAUUUUAACUUCAAUACACUAAUGAUAUCUAAUGUAUGGAUUAUAAUCAGCUUUCUGGCAGUAAUCUGUUUAGAAGGCUUGCAUCCUGUCACUGUCCACCGAUUAAAUUUUGAACUCUAACUUGAAACCCUGGUCAUCUCAUUGCCUUCUUUCUUAUACCCAUUAAAUCCAAAGGAGCUCUCAUUUUAUUUCUACAGAAAAGAGAAUGGAAAAGAGGGGAAGAGUCCCUAGUACCUUGGAUAAAGUAUGAGCACUUACUACCAUAUGUAUUCUAGUUCUGUAGUUUUCAAACUUCAGGGAGCAUCUCAAGGCUUAUUAAAGCACAGAUAGCUGUCCUUCCCCACUUUCUGAUUCAGGAGGUGUGGGGCUGGCCCAGGAAUUUGCAUGUCUAACAAGUUCCCACAUGUUGCUGAUGCUGAGGGUCUAAGGAAUACAAUGCGUGAACCCGUGGUUUAGUGGAUAUCCACCUAAUGAAUACAUGUUGUAUUUCCUUUUGCACCUGUGAUUACAGAGGAAAAACCUUUCAACUGGAAGAUAUCAUUAAACAGAGGAUAAGAGAUCAGUUGAGAGACCAUCAUGCCCAGACCAACCCUAGUGUUGGUGCAGGAGCAAGCGACGCCAAAAAGAAGAAAAUAAAUAAUGGCACUAACCCUGAGUCAACCACUUCUGAUGGUUGCCACUCACCUGAGGAUGAAAAGAAGGCAAACCACCAACAUCAGGAAGCUCUAAGGAGGGAGCUAGAGGCCCAGGUUCAUACCAUACGAAUCCUUACAUGUCAGAAAACCGAGCUUCAGACGGCACUCUAUUACAGCCAGCAAGCUGUCAAGCAGUUGGAAGGAGAGGCCAGGGAUCUGAUCGGCCGCCUGCAUGAUUCAUGGAAGUUUGCAGGAGAGUUAGAGCAGGCUCUCUCUGCCGUCACUACACAGAAGGAGAAGGCGGAUAAGUACAUCGAGGAGUUAACAAAGGAGAGGGACACCCUGAGUCUGGAACUGUACAGGAACACCAUAACCGAUGAGGAGCUGAAGGAGAAAAAUGCCGAACUACAAGAAAAACUUCGACUUAUAGAAUCUGAAAAGUGUGAGAUCCAGCUCAACGUAAAGGAGCUAAAAAGAAAGCUGGAGAGGGCCAAGCUCCUGCUGCCACAGCAGCAGCUGCAGGCGGAGGCUGACCACCUGGGUAAGGAGCUGCAGAGUGUGUCAGCAAAGCUCCAAGCCCAGGUGGAAGAGAACGAGUUGUGGAACCGCCUGAACCAGCAACAGGAGGAGAAGAUGUGGAGCCAGGAGGAGAAGAUACGGGAGAGGGAGGAGAAGAUACGGGAGCGGGAGGAGAAGAUACAAGAGCAGGAGGAGAAGAUACGGGAGCAGGAGGAGAAGAUGCAGAGGCAGGAGGAGAUGAUGCGAGAGAAGGAGGAGAAGAUACGGGAGCUGGAGGAGAAGAUACACGAGCAGGAAAAGAUACGGGAGGAGGAGGAGAAGAGGCAGGAGCAGGAGAAGAUACGUGAGCAGGAGAAGAGGCUGGAGCAGGAGGAGAAGAUGUGGAGGCAGGAGGAGAAGAUACACAAGCAGGAGGAGAAGAUACGGGAGCAGGAGGAGAAGAUGUGGAGGCAGGAGGAGAAGAUGCAUGAGCAGGAGAAGAUACGGGAGGAGGAGAAGAGGCAGGAGCAGGAGGAGAAGAUGUGGAGGCAGGAGGAGAAGAUACGGGAGCAGGAGGAGAUGUGGAGGCAGAAGGAGAAGAUGCACCAGCAGGAGGAGAAGAUACGGGAGCAGGAGGAGAAGAUGUGGAGGCAGGAGGAGAAGAUACGGGAGCAGGAGAAGAAGAUGGGGAGGCAGGAGGAGAAGAUAUGGGAGCAGGAGGAGAAGAUGGGGAGGCAGGAGGAGAAGAUACGGGAGCAGGAGGAGAAGAUGCACAAGCAGGAGGAGAAGAUGUGGAGGCAGGAGGAGAAGAUGCACGAGCAGGAGAAGAUACGGGAGGAGGAGAAGAGGCAGGAGCAGGAGGAGAAGAUAUGGAGGCAGGAGGAGAAGAUACGGGAGCAGGAGAAGAUGUGGAGGCAGAAGGAGAAGAUGCGUGAGCAGGAGGAAAAGAUACGGGAGCAGGAGGAGAAGAUGUGGAGGCAGGAGGAGAAGGUGCGGAAGCAGAAAGAUAUGAUGCGGGAGCAGGAGGAGAAGAUACAUGAGCAGGAGGAGAUGAUGCAGGAACAGGAAGAGAAGAUGCAGGAACAGGAGGAGAAGAUGCGGAGGCAGGAGGAGAAGAUGUGGGAGCAGGAAGUGAGGCUGCGGCACCAGGAGGAGAAGAUGCAGGAACUGGAGGAGCACCUGGAAGCUGCCAUCUACCGAGCAGAUGACAAGAACGCAAAAACAAUAAACAUGUAAAAGCCGGCAGCAAGGCCUGGAGAAGAGUAAGCCGCCACGUGACUGUUUAGAAGAGAGUCUGAGCACAAACCUGGAAAAAAACAUUUAUUUAUUUUAAAUUGUGGCAAAAUACUGGCCAGGCACGGUGGCUCACACCUGUAAUCCCAGCAACUUGGGAGACCAAGGUGAAUGGAUGACCUGAGGUCAGGGGUUCAAGACCAGCCUGGCCAAUACAAAAAUUAGCCGGGCAUGGUGGCGCGUGCCUGUAAUCCCAGCUACUUGGGAGGCUGAGGCAGGAGAAUCGCUUGAACCUGCGAGGCAGAGGUUGCAGUGAGCUGAGAUCGUGCCACUGCACUCAAGCCUGGGUGACAGAGCGAGACUCCGUCUCAAAAAAAAAAAAAAGUUUCUUCCUAACAUGUAUGUUUCUAUUGUGUUUUUUCUUGGUCUUUCUCGUUUAGUCUUGUGUUGUCUUAUGGCAUUCCUAAUAAACUUUGUUCU